Chenopodium quinoa (quinoa) is the source of this 480-nucleotide messenger RNA. RefSeq lists its product as uncharacterized. Bases 1 to 480 code for a protein of 159 amino acids. Lineage: Eukaryota; Viridiplantae; Streptophyta; Magnoliopsida; Caryophyllales; Amaranthaceae. The transcript has 2 exons. The record is from RefSeq and is a predicted model, not a curated record.
AUGUUAGCAUAUGGCUGCGCAACUAAUCAAGUUGAUGAGUACCUCAAGCUUGGGGCAACUACGGCUAGGCAUUGUAUCACGCACUUUGUUGGCGGAGUGAUUUGUGAAUUCUCAGCAGAGUACUUGAGGAAACCAAUCCCUGCAGAUAUGAAUUGUCUUCUAAGAGAAGGAGAGGAAAGAGGUUUUCCUGGGAUGUAUCAAGGGCGAUCAAAAACGGCGACGGUUAUCUUAGAAGUUGUUGCAUCUUGGGAUUUGUGGAUAUGGCAUGCCUUUUUUGGAACACUUGGAUCGUGCAUCGAUAUAAAUGUCCUUCAACGUUCACCCGUCUUUGACGACAUUUUAAAUGGUCGUGCUCCACAACUUCAGUUCACCGUGAAUGGAAAUACUUACAAUCAAGGGUAUUAUCUCACAGAUGGGAUCUGCCCAAAAUGGGCAACAUUUAUAGAUGCGAUAAUUGCACCUCAAACCCCUAAACAAUGA